This is a messenger RNA of Parasteatoda tepidariorum (common house spider), 2118 nucleotides long. RefSeq names its product transcription elongation factor elongin B (gene EloB). Gene Ontology annotation, biological process: transcription elongation by RNA polymerase II. Gene Ontology annotation, cellular component: VCB complex; elongin complex. Gene Ontology annotation, molecular function: protein binding. NCBI's taxonomy places the organism in Eukaryota, Metazoa, Arthropoda, Arachnida, Araneae, Theridiidae. The record is from RefSeq and is a predicted model, not a curated record.
ACUGCUUUUGGCAACGACAUUAGUUACUCAAUCGGUCGUUCUUUUUCUAAAGGUGGUUAGCAGUGUUGAUUUGGUGUAUAUAUUAUUAUUUAUUAGUUAUUCCUAAUAUUAAGAGAAAUCAUGGAUGUUUUUCUUAUGGUUCGCCGAAAGAAAACUACCAUUUUCCUGGAUGCUAAAGAAAAUACGACAGUGUAUGAACUGAAGAAAAUGGUUGAAGGUAUUACCAAAGUCCCUCCUGAAAAUCAAGAGUUAUACAAAGAUGAUGAGAUCAUGGAUCCGAGUAAAAUGUUAGGGGACUAUGGCUUAAAUUGUACCACCGCUAAAGCCCAAGCUCCAGCUCAAGUUGGUUUGGCUUAUAAAGAUAGUGAAACUUUGGGAUUUGAAAGCUUAGAGAUCACACCAUUGUCAAGCCCACCUGAAUUGCCAGAUGUCAUGAAACCCCCUGAAACACAAAAUCAUGAAACAACAAUGGCCUAAAAGAUUGUCACUCUUGAAGUUUGAUUGUUUUAAUUUUUUACAAAUUUUUCUCACAUGGCAUAUGUGUUUUGGACACUUUCGCUCUUAUUAAAGCCAUGAAGACAUGAGCAAGGGUCAAGUGUUUAUUUUUAAAGAAAUUAUUUGGAUAGUUGUUAUUCCAUAGUUCUAUCCUAUGUUUCUGUGAUAUGCCUUUCUUAAAAUAGAACUGUUUGUUUAACUAUAACUGUAAUCAUGGUCAUUUUGGUUUUUUUCUAACUUUGUAAUUUCCGCAUUGCAUUAAAUACUCUUAACUUGUGGGAAAUUUCUCAAAUAGUCUAAGCUUUGUAUACAAUAGCAAUAUGUUUACACCUUUCUGUGGAAUUUAAUGUUAAAAAAAUGUGAUUUAGUACUUAAUUGCUUUGUUUUAAUUAUAUAGUGGAAAUGGGAAAUUUUUGUACAAUUUCAAACUUAUUUAUUGCUAAACUAUUUAGGUAAAAUUUGUAAUUGUGCAUGAUUUAUUGCAUUAUUUUAAAAAUACUUCGCAUUUUUUAAAUUCUUCUGAUAAUUCUAUCUGCUGGGAUGCUUUUGGCCUUUUCUUUAAAUUUUAGCGGAAUUUAUGAGUUGUUGUGGAAUUUAACCUCUUUUUCUUAGUACAAUUUGUUUCAUUUUAUGUUCCUCAUAAGAAAUUUAUCCCAAUUUCAAUAUCUCUUUAGUAUAGGCAUAGUACAUAUUUUUUUUUUUAGAUAUUCAUAAGUUCUGCUUUAUAAUUGUUUCAUUCAUAUAUUUAUUUUGUGUGUAUUUAUCUAUGCCUUCAAUUAUUUUUCAUGUAACUUGAUAAUAAAGUAUGUUUUAAUACUUUACCAUUAUUAAAGUAAUACUUACAUAAUUCUGUGUGAUGAAUAAUAGUGUAAUAUAAACUGUAUAGAUUAAACUAUGUAUUUGUAAAGUAUAAAGAUUCAACUGAUUUAAACAACUUGUUUACUUGCACAGUUGUUUUAAAAUUUAUUUUAUUUUAAUAUAACAGUUACCAAGAUUUGCAUAAUACGUGUUAUUUUCUGUUAAAUGUUAAAAAAUAUUAAUUUUGUGUGUGUUGUAAUGAAUCUGUGCCUCUUUUAUUAGUUUUUGUGCAUUAAAGUGGCAUAACUUGAUCUGUUAAUGAUUUCUGUUUGCUGAGGUAAAUGUUUAUACUUCAUUUCUGUCUUUAUAUUUGUUUACAAGAUUCUUUAGCAGUCUUAUGUUGAUGUAAAAAUAUAUUCUGUAUACAUUGAAAAUAGUAAUAGUUGCUGAGUUUAUCAAAAUGCUAGAUGUAUUUAUUAAUAUUUUACUUCAUUGCUACCAAUGGAAGUAGCGAGUUCUUCAAUAACUUCGCCCUCACACCUUGGCAUUGAUAUGGAGUUAUAUUUUUACAUUAUUUCUUUUAAGAGAUAAUUUAAUUACUUUUUUGUUUAUUUUUAGAUUUGAUGGUAAUACUAGCCAAAUCUCUUAAAGGAUCGCUAUUAGACUGUGCAAAAUUUCUCUUUAUUUAAAUUUUUGUAACGUGAAACAACAUGGUUAAAGUUAUUUUUUUAAUCUAUUGUAUUUUCUAAAAACAGCACUGAUGUGUAUUUUCUUGUAUAGUUACGCAGCUUUCAUAUGAAUAAAACAUUUUUCCUUUUACUCAUA